This is a messenger RNA of Penicillium canescens, 645 nucleotides long. RefSeq lists its product as uncharacterized. Bases 1 to 645 code for a protein of 214 amino acids. Lineage: Eukaryota; Fungi; Ascomycota; Eurotiomycetes; Eurotiales; Aspergillaceae. The record is from RefSeq and is a predicted model, not a curated record. The transcript has 3 exons.
AUGAUCUCUCUCAGAUUCCUCCCUCGACAUGCAGUCCCCCUACUACCCAGACUCUUACUCCUCCUACUCCUCCUCUCCGGGCGGCAUGGACUUUUUUUCUACGGCGCACAGCCCGUCUACGAUCCCCUCUGCGAUCUCGACCCUAUUAGUCCCUUCCCAAUCCAAGAGGUCGCCGCUCCAGAUGUAUACAACAUCACCAGCUCGCCCUACUACCCAACCACCCACGAAUUCCCCGUCUUCGAGCGCCAAAUCAUGCCCCAGAGCGCAUCAAGCUGCGCCAGCAGCUGUGCAAGCAGCAGCUUCAACUUCCCCGGCGAGGACAUCGCCCUGCCCAACUACCCCGUCAGCGUCAGCGGGUACGAGUAUGAAUCCGGUUCAGACUCGCCGGCCCCUGCUUCCAAACCUGCCAAGCCAUUCGGAUGCGACGACUGCGGCAAGGCCUUCACUCGCUUCGCGGACUUGAAGCGCCACCAGUCGAGCGUUCACUACCCCGUGUUCCGUAACUGCCCUGUCGAUCACUGCUCGCGGAAGGGCAGCAAUGGCUUCCCGCGUCAGGAUCAUCUCGUCGAGCACCUCCGCUCGUAUCACCACAUGCAUGUCCCCAAGCGGGGCGGCUGCAAGCGCGCUGCUAAGGAUAUCUCAUGA